This is a messenger RNA of Vicugna pacos (alpaca), 1778 nucleotides long. It is a transcript of the gene ACP6, whose product is annotated as acid phosphatase 6, lysophosphatidic. Gene Ontology annotation, biological process: dephosphorylation; lysobisphosphatidic acid metabolic process. Gene Ontology annotation, cellular component: mitochondrion. The record is from RefSeq and is a predicted model, not a curated record. Lineage: Eukaryota; Metazoa; Chordata; Mammalia; Artiodactyla; Camelidae. Gene Ontology annotation, molecular function: lysophosphatidic acid phosphatase activity.
UACUCGUAGAAAAGUGGAGUCCAGAGAUCUGUGUUAGAGGAGUCAUUGCUGCCGAGGAGCUCAGGGCUGGUUACCGUCCCUUCAGGAGUGCUGGAGACCAAACUUGGAAUACAAGUUGAAGGUUCCCUAGGGGGCGAAAGCUAAGGAGCAGAGCCCUCCCCGGCCCAGUCUGCGGCAGGAGCGCCAGCCCCGACCCGGCUUAAAACUCCUGGGGAGUCUUCGCUGUUCCCACCUCCGCUUCUUCCCCCUCCCGCUCCCGCUCGGGGUCCCCGCCAGGGCUGGGAGUCGCAGCGGCCGCGGCCCGGGGGGCUGAAUGUGCGCGCCCGCCGCUUCCCGGGAACUUGGGGGCGGCCGCUGAGCCCCGUCGCCGCGGAGGACUCGCGCUCGCUUUCUGCGCCCUCUCCCCGGAGGGCCGCGGCGGGGCUUCCACUAUGAUCCCCGGCGUCUUCAGGGUGCGCGUGUGGGCCCCCGUGGGCGUCCUGACCUCGCUGGCCUACUGCCUCCACCAGCGGCGGGUGGCCCUGGCCGAGCCGCGGGGGGCGGACGACCGGAGUCCCGUGGACCCAAGCCAGCUGGAGUUGAAGAUGGUGCAGGUCGUGUUUCGACACGGGGCGCGGAGUCCUCUCAAGCCGCUCCCGCAGGAGGAGCAGCAGGUAGAGUGGAAGCCCCAGCUAUUAGAAGUCCCACCCCAAACUCAGUUUGAUUACACAGUCACCAAUCUAGCUGGUGGCCCGAAACCGCAUUCUCCUUUCGACGCCCAGUACCGAGAGACCACGCUGAAGGGGGGCGUGUUUGCCGGACAGCUGACCCAGGUGGGCAUGCAGCAGAUGUUUGCCCUGGGGGAGCGGCUGAGGAAGAGCUACGUGGAGGACGUCCCCUUCCUCUCUCCAACCUUCCACCCACUGGAGGUCUUCAUUCGUUCCUCUAACAUUUAUCGGAAUCUGGAGUCCACCCGGUGCUUGCUGGCUGGGCUUUUCCAGCGUCAGAAAGAAGGACCCAUCGUCAUCCACACUGAUGAAGUGAGCUCCGAAGUCUUGUACCCAAACUACCAAAACUGCUGGAACCUGCAGGAGAGAACCAGAGGCCGGAGGCAGGCUGCUUGUUUGCAGCCAGGAAUCUCAGAGGACUUGAAAAAAGUGAAGGAAGAGAUGGGCAUUGCUGGUAGCGAUGGAGUGGACUUCCUCAUCCUCCUGGACAACAUGGCUGCUGAGCAGGAGCACGGCCUCCCGAGCUGCCCCACGCUGAAGCGAUUUGCACGGAUGAUCGAGCAGAGAGCCGUGGACACAGCCUUGUACGUCCUGCAAAGGGAAGACAGGGAGAGUCUUCAGAUGGCAGUAGGCCCGUUCCUGCACAUCCUGGAGAGCAACCUGCUGAGCGCCGUGGACCCCGCCACGCCCCCCGGCAAGACCAGAAAGCUGUACCUGUAUGCGGCUCAUGACGUGACCCUCAUGCCUCUCCUACUGGCCCUGGGGAUUUUUGACCACAAAUGGCCCCCGUUUGCUGGUGACCUGACCAUGGAGCUCCACCAGCACCAGGAAUCCGGGGAGUGGUUUGUGCGGCUCUACUACCAGGGGAAGGAGCAGGUGCCGAGAGGCUGCCCUGACCGGCUCUGUCCACUGGACAAGUUCUUGAACACCAUGUCGGUUUACACCUUAAACCCAGAGAAGUACCGCACACUCUGCUCUCAGGCACAGGCGAUGGGCCGUGGAAAUGAAGAGUGACUGAUGUAUAUUACAAGCUGGGUGUGCUGAUUUUUAAAAUAAAAUACCUUCACACAG